Messenger RNA from Rangifer tarandus platyrhynchus (Svalbard reindeer), 1329 nucleotides. NCBI's taxonomy places the organism in Eukaryota, Metazoa, Chordata, Mammalia, Artiodactyla, Cervidae. The record is from the annotation of a GenBank genome assembly.
AUGGACUGUGCCCGCCUCUGGCUAGGGCUGCUGAUGCCUGCGGCAGCUGCCCUGGACUUCAGCUACCACCACCAGCCAGAGAUGGAAGCGUUUCUGAAGAAUGUUGCCCAAAACUACAGUUCUAUCACUCACUUACACAGUAUCGGGAAAUCUGUGCAAGGCAGAAACCUGUGGGUUCUCGUCGUGGGACGCUCUCCAAAGGAACACAGAAUCGGGAUUCCGGAAUUCAAGUACGUGGCAAAUAUGCAUGGAGAUGAGGCUGUAGGGCGGGAACUGCUGCUCCAUUUAAUUGAAUAUCUUGUAACCAGAGAUGGAAGUGACCCUGAAAUCACAAAUCUAAUCAACAGUACCCGGAUACACAUCAUGCCCUCAAUGAACCCAGAUGGAUUCGAAGCUGUUGUUAAGCCUGACUGUUUUUACAAUGAGGGCAGGGAUAAUAGUAACUUCUAUGACCUGAAUCGAAAUUUCCCUGAUGCUUUUGAGUUUAAUGAGGUACCAAGGCAGCCUGAGACCGUGGCAGUCAUGCAGUGGCUGAACACAGAGACCUUUGUCCUCUCUGCAAACCUCCAUGGCGGUGCCCUGGUGGCCAGUUACCCGUUUGAUAAUGGUGUUCCAGCCACUGGAACAUUAUACUCUCGGAGCUUAACCCCUGAUGAUGAUGUUUUUCAAUAUCUUGCAAAUACCUAUGCUUCACGGAAUCCUGACAUGAAAAGGAAUUCAUGUAGAAUUAAAACAGGGUUUUCUAAUGGAAUUAUAAACGGAUACUCCUGGUAUCCACUGAAAGGUGGAAUGCAAGAUUACAACUACAUCUGGGCCCAGUGUUUUGAAAUUACAUUGGAGCUGUCAUGCUGUAAAUAUCCUCGCAAGGAGAAGCUUCCAAGUUUCUGGAAGGAUAACAAAGACUCCCUGAUUGAAUAUAUAAAACAGGUGCACAUAGGUGUAAAGGGCAGAGUUUUUGAUCAGAAUAAGACUCCAUUAUCCAAUGUAACUGUAGAAGUCCAAGACAGAAAACAUAUCUGCCCCUAUAGAACCAACAGAUUUGGAGAGUAUUACCUCCUCCUCUUGCCUGGAUCCUAUGUAAUAGAGGUUACAGUCCCUGGACAUGACCCACAUCUCAUAGAGGUGACUAUUCCCCACAAAUCCCACAACUUCAGUGCUCUCAAAAAGGAUAUUUUACUUCCAUUCAGAGGGCAAUCGGAGCAUAUCUCAGAAUUAAAUCCUUUAUGUCCCAGGAUUCCUCUUUACAGGGAACUGGAAAGCCACUCAGCUGCAACAAAACCCAGUCUGUUCUUAUUUUUAGUGACUCUUUUUCACAUAUUAUUCAAAUAA